Phaeoacremonium minimum UCRPA7 is the source of this 321-nucleotide messenger RNA. RefSeq names its product putative helix-loop-helix dna-binding domain-containing protein. Bases 1 to 321 code for a protein of 106 amino acids. Lineage: Eukaryota; Fungi; Ascomycota; Sordariomycetes; Togniniales; Togniniaceae. Gene Ontology annotation, biological process: regulation of transcription by RNA polymerase II. The transcript is spliced from 2 exons. The record is from RefSeq and is a predicted model, not a curated record. Gene Ontology annotation, molecular function: RNA polymerase II cis-regulatory region sequence-specific DNA binding; DNA-binding transcription factor activity, RNA polymerase II-specific; protein dimerization activity.
AUGUCAUCCCCGUCCAAGUCCGAAUCACCUUCAAGAGACGGCGCCAACGGAUCUGCAAAUCAAGAUGAGAAGCCGCGCUUAACCGAGGAAGAGAAGAAGCAGAACCACAUUGCCUCCGAGCAGAAGCGCCGCCAGGCCAUCAGGGAGGGCUUUGAUAGGCUCACCGAGUUAGUACCAGGCCUGGAGGGUCAAGGUCGAUCAGAGGGUAUCGUUCUCAAGCGGACGGUCGAGUUCAUGCAUGAGCAGAUCGAGGAGAGGCGCAAGAUCGUUCAGAAAAUUGAGCAGAAUGGCGGACAGGUGGACGAGGCCAUGAAGAGGUGA